CCACGGCCUUGAGGCUGCAGUGUUUGUGUUACUGUGAACAUGGCGGCGGUGGCUGUCAAACGUUGUGUUUCUCCUCUGUUCUUCUUCAGCAGAAGGCUAUCUGCACCAGAGAUAAAGUUCCAAUGCUCAUAUCAUAAAAAGGUGGUGGACCACUAUGAGAACCCCAGGAACGUGGGCUCUCUGGACAAGAACUCGAAGAAUGUCGGAACGGGUCUGGUGGGCGCACCGGCCUGCGGAGACGUGAUGAAACUGCAAAUUGAGGUGGAUGACAAAGGGAAGAUUGUGGAUGCCAGGUUCAAGACUUUCGGCUGUGGCUCUGCCAUCGCCUCCAGUUCCCUGGCGACGGAGUGGGUCAAGGGCAAAUCGAUUGAUGAAGCCUUAAAGAUUAAGAACACAGAAAUCGCCAAAGAGCUAAGCCUUCCACCUGUCAAGCUUCACUGCUCCAUGCUUGCUGAAGACGCCAUAAAAGCGGCAUUGGCGGACUACAGGCUGAAGCAGCAGGACAGUGAGGAGGAGACGGCGAAAGCCAGCAACUAACGGGUUUCUGACGUAGUAACCCAAGUCAACCAUAUCCCAUUCCUCCAUCCUCUUAAGUAGUGCAGUCCUCACAAAGGCCAACGUGAUGCAGCAGGUUCCUGCACCCUCCCCUGUAGUCGAUCAGUCAUUUAAACGCACAAUGUAACGUAGCUGCUCCUGGGGACGGUGGUGUGAAGCAAAGUCUUGUUAGUCACAGUAAAGACUGCAGGAGUGAGUGUGCCGUUCUGGGUUUGCAAUUUUCUUUUUAUAUUUUCUUUCCCUUUGGGAGAUUGGUUUGUGAAUGACUGGACAUUUGAAUAGGGAGAUACCGUAUUCGGUGAGUGUUUGAAAUACAUUGUUGGACCCCACACGAAAAACACCAAAGGCUCAUAGAUAAUUUGCAUUCGGUCACUGUCACAACAUCAGCUGUACAAGUGGUGAGAAAAGCAACCAGUUGUUGAAAAUUGUAAAUCUUGUUUAUUUGCAUUGAAAAUGUUAUUUUGGCAUUUCAGUUUUGGGGCUGGCUGGCUGGUUUUAAAACACACAUAUAUAGAAAAUAGAAUGGCUGUGGAAAAAUAUGCAGACUUCAUUAAAAAACUUUAUAAAUAAUUUAUAAUUGAGGUACAAGAGUAAUUCCAGAUGAACAGAAAUGGUUUGUUUGCCGCAUUUGUGAUGCUGUGUGGCUAUUGCAGAACUAGAUGUGCAUGAUGUAAUCAGUGUAUACCCUAGUGGCAUCCCAAUAAAUACCUACUAUUAAAAUGCAGCAAAUAAUAAACAUCAAUC
Megalops cyprinoides (Indo-Pacific tarpon) is the source of this 1299-nucleotide messenger RNA. It is a transcript of the gene iscua, whose product is annotated as iron-sulfur cluster assembly enzyme. The transcript has 5 exons. NCBI's taxonomy places the organism in Eukaryota, Metazoa, Chordata, Actinopteri, Elopiformes, Megalopidae. The coding region runs from base 40 to 537 and encodes 165 amino acids. Gene Ontology annotation, molecular function: 2 iron, 2 sulfur cluster binding; ferrous iron binding. Gene Ontology annotation, biological process: intracellular iron ion homeostasis; iron-sulfur cluster assembly. The record is from RefSeq and is a predicted model, not a curated record. Gene Ontology annotation, cellular component: mitochondrial matrix; cytoplasm.